AGACAAGCAAGCAGAACCUAACCUCCUAACCACAAAAUCAAAACAUUCAAAACAUGGGCUUUCGAAAAUAAACCCGAUAGAGCUUCUGCAUUUAGUUCAAAAAAAUGCUUUUAAACACAAAUAAUUAUCGGAAAUACGAAGUAGAACAACAACCACACAACGUUUAUCCGGAUUUCAGUGAUAGUUAUCUAUUUGAAACUGGUUCUGAUCAACCAUAUAACAUUGAACUACCAUAUCCUGUGCAGGAUCCUUUCGACGUCCCGCCCGACCUAAAAGACCCUAUAAAACAAAUUUGUAAUGAAAAGAAACUUUAUAAAACCAAAAUCAAAGAGGCCCAACAAAGGAAAGUACUUGACAAAGUUUCAAAUAUAACCAGUGGAGGCUCAGAAUAUAAAUACAUUCCUAAUUUGUUAUUUGAGGUUUUUCAUCAGUAUAAAGAUCCAGAUGAAGAUUUCCAUAAUGAUUAUAAUAUUUAUUAUACUAAUGGAAUAUUAGAUACAAUUGAGCUCAAUAAUAUUAAUUAUCUUGUGUGGCCUAGAAAUGACAAACUUGAAUUCUUUAGUCAAAAAGAUAAAUUUUAUUCAGAUGCUCCUACAAUGGAAGGCCCCAUUUGUUCCCUGAAAGUUAACAAAAAUUCUAUCCUUCUAAAAUACAAGUAUGAUAUUAUUUUACUUGAAAUUUUUAAUAAAAACAAUUCUACAAUAACUUUCCAAUUGCAUUUCAAUAUAGCCAUUAUCGAUGCAAAAAUUCAGUCAAUGUUAUUAGGCCUAAUUCAAAUAAACAAUGUAUUCAGUAUUUGGGAUUGUAAAAAAUCAAGAAUGUGCUUUAAGAGAAAAAAUAAAUCACCAAAUAAAUUAAUACAAUUUGAAUUUUGGAAGAAAACUACAGUUAUAUUGAUGGAUACUUAUAUGUUACAAGUUAUUGAUUAUAAUAGUGGAACUGUUUUAGAGAAAUUUGACCCAAAACUAAUGACAUGCAAUCAAUUGUGCAAUUUUAGGAUAUUAAUCAAUAACACUUUAUUACUAGCCUCUCGUCAUUAUAUUAUCAAAACAGAUUUGAAGAAUUUUUCUACUUUUGCUCACACAAUGGGAUUUCCACCUCUCUUUAUGGAUUCAUUAGAUAAUUUUUUAUGUUUAGCAAAUCAUUUUCAAAGUGAUAAAAUAUUAUUUUCUGGAAAAGUAAUGUUCGGGUUACCACAAAAAGUGUCUGGAUUAGAAGAGACUAGAGAUGAGGCAAUUUUAGAAUAUCCUGGAAUGGUUUUAAACGAUACCAUUGAUAAAAGGUUAAAAUUGUCCACUGCUGGAGUAAAAUUGGUUAAAAAUGAUGAUGAGGUUUUGAUUUAUUUCGUUAAUUGUAUUGGUGAUUUGUUUUGUCAAAAAUUGUCUGAAAAGUCUUUAAAAAAUUCACAAUCCAUCAGUAAAUUUUAUAAUUGGGCUAGUAAAAUUGAUAGACCAGCACGACCGUUGCAUAUUACUAAUUUUGAGGAAAUGGGAGAUGCAUUCUGUUUUCUUAGUAGAACUUUAGGAAAGCAUGAUGAACUCAAAAAAAAUGGGGCAGAACGGUUCCUGAAUAAGUACAAUCAAAUUUACACUUACUCUAACGUUACAAGUACUUUUGCCAAAGGUUUUUUGAGUAUUUGGGAAGACACUGAGAAAGAAAUUGUUGAUAAGUCAAGUCUGAUUUUAGAAGAAGAAGAACUUCCUUAUUAUGAUAAAGUUAAUAGUUGGAUGGAAAAGCUUGAUGUGACUUAUUUAAAUAAUUAAUCUGGUGCAGCAAUGGACACUUCUAGAACCUCCAUGAUCAAAUUCAGUUCCCUGGCAGCUGAAGGCAACAAUGACUCGCCAAAAAAGAUGAUUUGCAACAGAAUUUUACUGCGAACCAUCGAUUGUAUGAAUACCAGUGUUUUGGACUGCGCAGUUACAUUUACAUGUGACAAGAACGUUUGUGUUUAUGGGAUCCAAGUUCCAGCACAAAUUCCUUUGGACAAGGAAAAGAACCAUCAAAUUGUUUAUGCUGAGUUGCUUUAUGCUCAUUUAUUGGACGCCGAAGGAAGUCGUUUGACUUAUACACAUUUUACUAGCAGAGUACAGUAUCAUUCUCUCAUUGAGAUAUCCUUUAAUCGGCCAGUAUAUAUUCAGAAAAAUAAGGUUUACAAAGUUGGCGUGGUCCUGAAUAAAAUUGGCUGUUAUCCUAUUGGAACUUAUCCCAGCCAUUCACAAUGCAACGGCGUUACGUUUAAUUUCUCACAAGGUCAAACUGGUGAUUCUGUGCGAGAUGGUCUAAUUCGGUCCAUUAUUUUUGCUAUUCCGCCUGUCAAUAAUAAUCUGAACAGUAAUCCAGGAAUUUCUGGCUUGCCAGGGGAUCAUAAUAUGCAACCCAACAUCAUUUAAUACCUGGUUUUCAGGGACUAACUUAUGGAUUUAUCAAGGAGGAAGGAUUGCCGACUAUAGCUUAAUUUUUAUUCACUAUUAUCAAUGUUUAGUCAUAUUUUUCAUUCUGUUUUUGUAUAUAUAAUUCAUUGUCCAUUAUUCAUAUAGGUAUAGUUAACUUUUAUGUAAUAUUUUGGUAGUAAAUAGAAAAAUAGGCAGUACCUAUUACCCAGUCUUCUGGCUGGACAGUCUAUAGUUCUUCUAUUUU
Ceutorhynchus assimilis (cabbage seed weevil) is the source of this 2637-nucleotide messenger RNA. The record is from the annotation of a GenBank genome assembly. Lineage: Eukaryota; Metazoa; Arthropoda; Insecta; Coleoptera; Curculionidae.